UCAAACCCUGAUGAGUAGCAGAGAAUCUCCCAGGUCGGCUCCUCCCCAGAUUUUAUUUCUUUUUUUAAAUGAAUCGUGUGUUGUUGUUAUUAAAACUUAUACGUCAUUUUACUGUUUGCCGAUCCCGUGUUUUGAACAGGAAAUGGCGGGUUGAGGGAGGACUACUUAUUAGAAUCCUCCACCGCCUUACUUUCUACUGAUAUUUUCAGUUUCUCCAAUGUCGGCUUUUACCUUGUCCGUACCAACAUCUGUCUGUAUAUAUGUAUACACAUACAUACAUUCUUCUUCCCCAAGAUUUCAUUUCUUCCAUCUCCCCUCUUAUCGUCGUCUUCUUCUCAAUUUACUCUGUUUUUUUUUUCCGUAAAAGAGAAAAAGAAAAGGGAAAUGAACCCAGAAGAGAAAAACCCAUUUUCUUCUUCUUCUUCUUCUUCUUCUUCUUCUUCUUUUUCGACUUUCCGGAGACCUGAAACUCCUCCGCUACCGUCCAAUACGACACCGUUUUCAUCUGAGAUGGAUCCCGGGUUCCCUGUUUUGUCUCCUCUGUCUAUGGCGUUUCCGGACCCGCAUUUUUUGGGCUCCGGGUCGUUUCCCGACCCGAUAAGCCAGCACCAAUACGGUGCCGUGUCGUCGGCGGAGGGAUUCAGUAUGCCGCAGCCGCUGGAGUGUUUGCAGGAGACGCCUAUACCGCCGUUUCUGUCGAAGACGUUCGAUCUGGUGGAGGAGCCGUCGCUGGACCCGAUCAUAUCGUGGGGCCCCAAAGGGGAGAGCUUCGUGGUGUGGGACCCGGUGGACUUCGCCAGGGUGAUUCUGCCUCGGAACUUCAAGCACAACAAUUUCUCCAGCUUUGUUCGUCAGCUCAAUACAUAUGGGUUUCGAAAAAUUGACGCUGACAGGUGGGAAUUCGCUAAUGAGGGGUUCUUGAGAGGGAAGAGGCAGCUGUUGAAGCACAUCCAGAGGCGAAAGUCUCCCGGGGGCGGGGGUUGUUCUCAACAGCACACGGGUGGAGUGGAAGGGGAGGUGGAGAAAUUGAGGAAGGAGAAGAGAGUGAUGAUGCAGGAGGUGAUUGAGUUGCAGCAGCAGCAGCGUGGCACGGUUCAGCACAUGGAAGCAGUAAAUGAGAAGUUGCAGGCUGCAGAGCAGAGGCAGAAGCAAAUGGUUUCUUUCCUGGCUAAGGUGUUUCAGAAUCCCAAAGUGUUGGCCCGGCUUCAGGAGCAAAGGACCAUUGCAGCCUCUGCGAGAACAAUGAAGAAGAAGUUUGUGAAGCAUCAGCCACACAAUAAUCCCGAGCCUUCCAUGGAAGAAGGGCAGAUUGUCAAGUACAAGCCUCAAGUGGUGGAAGAAACAAAUAUGAGUACAAGCAUGCCAAUGCCAUUUUCAGAUGAACAUGAAUACCUAGCUGAAGAAGAGGAGGGGGUUUUCGGACUGGAUCCUAUAUUCAAAGGGAAGAAUGUUGCAAGUUCUCCACCACCCGAGUACUUAGUUUCUUUCCCCGGCGACCAAUGCGAAUCAGGGAAGGAGAACAACAUCCCAGAAUUGGUUCCAGCAGAGCUAGAGAGUAUUAUGGUUAAAGAAGAGGAAAUUUGGAAUAUGGGAUUUCAAGCUUCAGCUGGUAUGCCAAGUUCUAGCCAUGAGUUGUGGGGCAAUCUUGGGAGCAGCUACACUGAUAUUGCAAUUUCAGAUAUGUGGGAUAUUGAUCCAUUGCACACUACCACAAGUUCAGGUAUAAUAGAACAGUGGCUGGGUGAUGAUUCUCCUCUUGCCCAGCCUCAGCCUCAGCCCAGAGAUGAUAAUUCUAAGAAAUCCGAUCCUUAAGGCCGGCCUUCAGCUUCCAUACUUAAGCUUGAUUAUAUAACUUUUUAUUAUGAUCUCAGGUCGUUCAGUUGA
This is a messenger RNA of Ipomoea nil (Japanese morning glory), 1884 nucleotides long. RefSeq names its product heat stress transcription factor A-3. Gene Ontology annotation, biological process: regulation of transcription by RNA polymerase II. Lineage: Eukaryota; Viridiplantae; Streptophyta; Magnoliopsida; Solanales; Convolvulaceae. Gene Ontology annotation, cellular component: nucleus. The coding region runs from base 385 to 1812 and encodes 475 amino acids. The record is from RefSeq and is a predicted model, not a curated record. The transcript is spliced from 2 exons. Gene Ontology annotation, molecular function: RNA polymerase II cis-regulatory region sequence-specific DNA binding; DNA-binding transcription factor activity.